GUCAUGAUUCGGAAAAUUUAUAGCAGUUUAAAUGUGCUUGAAUCUAAUAUUGAAAUACUUGAGGAAUUAUUUUCGUUAUGCUGACACUGAGGGUUUCUGAUAAAUCAGCUGGACCCAUUUUGACGUUAAAUUUGUGGAACUUUCACAAAAAUAUGUCCGCGAAAUAUUACAAUUUGAGCAGCGAAUAAUUAUUUUCCAGAAUCCUAAAAUUAUAAUGGAAUAUAAGAGCUUUCCACAAAGAUGGAUAUUACUUGGAGUUCUAUGCUGUGUCGGAUUUUCGCAGCUGUACACCCUAACCGGAUUCGUAGUAUUGAACAAUGUCGUAAGUCAGUUUUACCAAGUUCCGCCGUCUCUGACGGAUUUAUUAGCAAUAUUUGGUUCACUUCUCGGUUGUCCAGUUGGAUUGAUAUCUGCCUACUUCAGUGACAAAUUGGCACUUCGUUCCUUGAUGCUCUUAACAACUGGAUCGCUAUUUUGUGGAUCAGUUAUAUGUACAAUUGGAUUUUCCUCAGGGAAUUUAUUUUGUGUCACAGUCAUUGGACGGAUCAUAAUGACGUCUUCGAUUGGAAUUCUAUACACAACUCAAGUUAUUUUGGCGGCAUGUUGGUUUCCAGCUCACCAGACAGCGACGGCACUUACUCUGCCUCUGUGCUUUUUUAUGAUUGGCUCAGUUUCGGCUUCAUUAAUAUAUCCUCAUUUCAUUCCCAAAGCAACGUUUACUAUUGACGCAAAUGUCAGUGGGCAUGCAUCGCAAAAAGUGACGAACUUAUUCGUCACUACAUAUUGCGCCUUAUCAGCGUUGUUGCUUAUCUGCCUUUGUCUUACAUUUGGAUAUUGUAAGAAUUACCCGCCUUCACCUCCAAGUCGAGCACAAGAGGAAGUUCUUACCAACAUGCAAAAACACAACGAGCAGACAAAAUCAAUGAUGCAAAAAUUUAGCGAAAUGUGGACUAUCGUUUCGAGAAGGUCAUUCGUAUUACUCUGUAUGACCGAAAUAUUCGCAACUAGCGGUCUAGUUUUUCUGCAAUUUCUAUUACCUUCAUUUGUACUAGAUAUUUUCCCGAAUUUGCAUGAUACAGUGCCAGGAACAAUUCUUGUAAUCAGCAUUAUUGCAGGAGCGUUUACAAUGCCUAUUGCGGGUAAACUUGUUGACAAAUACAAAAACUUCAAAACUAUGGCAAUAUUGGGUCCAUCGGUGAUGUCAGUAUGUACACUCGGAAUAGUAUUUGCUUAUCAAUACAAGAACAUUGUUUCAUUAUACAUUUUGUAUUUCAUAUUCAGUAUUGGAAGAAGCAUUUACCGCCCAUCAGCUACCGAACUUCUAUUGGAAAUAUCGUAUCCAGAUGAUAAGCUCCUGGUUACGUCACUGAUUAUGGUGAUAAUAAAUUUGGCCCUAUUCUCAUUUACGCUCAUAAUGAGAGCUAUUCUCACAUUCGCAGGCGCCGUUAUUGCUUCUGCAUGUACAGGAUUCUUCCUCAUUUUGACAAUAGUUUUUGUGUCACUUGUAGCACCUGAUUAUAAAAGACACAAUGCCGGAAUUACAAAGUACACAACCAUUGAUGAACAGUGAUCACAACUUGAACUUGUACAUCUCGAGUUGACACUUCAAACUUCUGACACUUCAGCAAAUUAUCUGGUAUAUCAUUAAAUGGAAUAAAAUUAGCUCUUCAGUAUUAGUAAUGUGUAUUGGAUAUUUUAAAGAAAAUCUGGUAGCGGGGAUAGAGGAAAAUACAUACAGCUCAAGCAUUUGCAUUUCACAGUAGUGUAGUCUACAAAUUUUGAUUCGGACUCAAUUCUGUUAUAAUUCAACCGGUUCCUGCACGAUAUUUUAGUUUGGUUUUGAGGACGACAAUGCAACCCCUGGAAUAUGCUGGCUAAUAUGCUCCG
This is a messenger RNA of Styela clava, 1887 nucleotides long. Its product is annotated as choline/ethanolamine transporter FLVCR2-like. Lineage: Eukaryota; Metazoa; Chordata; Ascidiacea; Stolidobranchia; Styelidae. Gene Ontology annotation, molecular function: heme transmembrane transporter activity; heme binding. The record is from RefSeq and is a predicted model, not a curated record. Gene Ontology annotation, cellular component: membrane. Gene Ontology annotation, biological process: transmembrane transport; heme export.